This is a messenger RNA of Archocentrus centrarchus (flier cichlid), 1402 nucleotides long. RefSeq lists its product as uncharacterized. The transcript is spliced from 7 exons. The coding region runs from base 36 to 836 and encodes 266 amino acids. Gene Ontology annotation, biological process: response to bacterium. Lineage: Eukaryota; Metazoa; Chordata; Actinopteri; Cichliformes; Cichlidae. The record is from RefSeq and is a predicted model, not a curated record.
UGCCAACAGGUCUCCAAGAAGAAGACAAUGUCAGGAUGCUUGUGUUGUGGAUUACACUGCAUUUUCUUCAUCAAGGAUAUAUGCUGGUUCCAGUAACCACGGUUCAGCUAGGUGAACCUGCAACUUUCAUCUGUAGCUUAUUUCAAACAGAGGUCCUCCCUCGACAAGUCCACUGGUACAAACAGACUGCCGGGGACACACUGAAAGUAAUUGUGACGAUGCAGAAAUCUAAACCACCUAAGUAUGCACCAGACUUUCCAACAUCCAGAUUGGAGCUUAAUAACAAUAGCAGUUUUAGCAGCCUGACCAUUCUGAGGACAAUCCAAGAGGAUGAGGGGAUGUAUCACUGCGCAGUUUCAGAGUGGCUUUCAAAUACUGUAUGGACUGGGACAUAUUUGCUAAUAGAAGGCUUUCACCAGGAUCUAACUUUGGGAAAAAUUCAGGGCACAUUAAACUCUUCUGUUGUUCCGAGGUCGACAGUAUCAUAUGGAACCAAACAGGACAGUCAUGUUCCAGGAAGCAGCACAUGGUCAUAUGGAUCCAGUACACUUAUUUUUCUGCUGUGUGCUGUCAUGGCUAUAAGUCUGAUUGUUAUAGCCAUCCUUAUUGUUGCAAUGAAGAAAGGCAACACGGAUUACUGCAAAGAUGUUGUUCCUCUGCAAAAACCCUCUGCUAUUCAGAAAAAUCAACAGAAUGCAGCGGGCGUCUUGUUUUAUUCUACUGCUAUUUUUGCCAUGAUGGAAACUGACAAAGGUGCAACAAAGCAUGCAAAAGCAGCUGAGAGGGAGAGAAUCUACACUGCUGUCAAGGCUUUUGGGUUGGAUUCCACUGAAUAAUUUAGUUAUUUGUUUAGCGCUAAAUGACUUAUUUUGUCACAGUACAGUACACAUAAUUUUAGGUAUCAUUUUGAGUAUUUUUUUUAAGUAUUUCAAUUGAAUGUAUCUUUUUAUACGUCUGUACACAUGCAUAGAACCUUCUCAGUCCCCAGUUUGGCGAAAUACAUUACUUUUCUCUUUCCCGAAUUAAGUCAGACUUUAUUUCACAAAAACAAAAACUGAGUUACACAAUACUAUCCAAGGAAAAACUACUGUAGUCAAAAGUAAAGAUGUACAGUAAAUAGGGAUGCACUUGCAUAAUGAACUGGAGGAACACAUUUCCGAGAGGUUUGCAGAUUUUUAGAGAAAAUUAUUGAAAUUAUUGAAAAUUAUUGCAGCAUUGAUUAUUACACCAUUGAGUAUUCUGUGUUCAAAAAAGUAGCACGACAAAGAAAAUUACAAACUUUGAAAAAGUAAAUGAUCAACAAAUUGUAUUUGUGAAAAAAGACUAUAAACCUGUAAUAAAAUGUCUAUUAUUUUGGAAAAAAAAUUGAAUGUAACAACCCAAUAUAUGAACAAUUUAAUAA